AGACCGGCGGGCCCGGGAGGAGAGGCGCGGAGGGGAGCGGAGCUAUGCUAAACCCGGGGUACCGCUGAGGCGGGGCGGGCCAGGCCAGAGGCGGGGGCUCUCCGGCGGCGGGCGCGCAGGGGCCCGGCUCCCGAGGCGGCGGCAGGCAGCAUCUCGGCGCGGGGAGCGGCUCCGCAGCCACCGGGCCAAUGAACAUGUCAGUGUUGACUUUGCAGGAAUACGAAUUCGAGAAGCAGUUCAACGAGCAUGCGGCCAUCCAGUGGAUGCAGGAAAACUGGAAGAAAUCGUUCCUGUUUUCAGCUCUGUAUGCUGCCUUUAUAUUUGGUGGUCGGCACCUAAUGAACAAACGAGCAAAAUUUGAACUGAGGAAACCGCUAGUGCUCUGGUCUCUCAGCCUUGCCGUCUUCAGUAUAUUCGGUGCUGUUCGAACUGGUGCUUAUAUGCUGUACAUUUUGAUGACCAAAGGCCUGAAACAGUCAGUGUGUGACCAGAGUUUUUACAUUGGACCUGUCAGCAAAUUCUGGGCAUAUGCUUUUGUGCUAAGCAAAGCACCCGAACUAGGUGAUACUAUAUUCAUUAUUCUUAGGAAACAGAAGCUCAUCUUCUUACACUGGUACCAUCACAUUACUGUGUUACUUUAUUCUUGGUAUUCCUACAAGGACAUGGUGGCUGGCGGCGGCUGGUUCAUGACCAUGAACUAUGGAGUACACGCUGUUAUGUACUCUUACUAUGCCUUGCGGGCUGCUGGCUUCAGAGUCUCACGCAAGUUUGCCAUGUUCAUCACCUUGUCGCAGAUCACUCAGAUGUUGAUCGGUUGCGUGAUCAAUUACCUGGUCUUCUCCUGGAUGCAGCAGGGCCAGUGCCAUUCCCACGUGCAGAACAUCAUCUGGUCCUCUCUCAUGUACCUCAGCUACUUUGUGCUCUUCUGCCAUUUUUUCUUUGAGGCCUAUAUUGGCAAAACCAGAAAAGAAAGGAAGGUUGACUAGUGGUAGAAAUGAGAAGCCAUAGCUCAGGGUCAUCAAGAAAAAAAAAAUUAUAAGAAAAAAAGGCACAAGGAAACAUAUAUGUAUGGUGCAGCUAAAACUUGGCAGCUUAGAGAAAGUUAGCUUGGUUUAACCCAGUAAGUUUAUGAUCCUAUCAUGGUGAGGACUCACUGAAUUCUACUCUAUCUCAAAGGACUGCUGAUGAAAGACAACUUCCUUCUUGUACCUGUCUGCUCUAGAAAAGAAAGGUGGAAAGAAAGAAGGGGAAAAAAAAGAAAAGAAAAAAGGAAAGAAGAAAGAGAAGAAAAGAGAAGAAAAGAGAAAUGGAAUAAUGUUGAGGGGGGGAAAGUAUGUUAAAUAAGCAGUGUGUUUCCCCAGGGUGGAGGAGAGACUUUUAUUUAAAAAAAAAAAAUUUCUAAAUCCUUUCUAAUAACUUCUCAGCGUUAAACUUGAACAAAACAAAGCAGAAGUGACAAAAAAAAAAUCUAUGAUAGCAGUAAGAUUGCAGAAUUAAAAUCUUUUCUAUAGAAGGUUGAUACCUUUAGCCAAAAUGAAGCUGAAAAGGAUGUUUCCUGCAUGGAAACUUGCUGAACUCCACACUGUGGUCAUGAAUGAAAAAGAGAAGAGAUUGAUUUCUCUGCUAUGUACUCUGUCAGGAGAGCAGAUCUGGGACACAGAGUCGCCUCCCUCAGAAGGUGGAAAGGAGCAGUACUUUUACAAGAGUUUAAUGUGAAAAGAUGCACUGUUGCAAUACAUAUCUCAGAGAGUGCAUUUUCCAAGUGCAUUUUUCAGUUAAAGGCAAGGAAUUUCUACAGCAGGAUAAGUCAUAGAGGGUUAAAUCAAUCAAUCAAUAUUUGCUAAAUUAACAGGGGCUAAUAGCAGAGGGAUGUUCAGGAAGGAGAGGGAGACAACUCCCCUAAUGUGAUUUUUAGGAAUUAUCCGUUACUCUUAAUUUAGCCUGCAGCAACACUGAAUUAAAUGGGGGAAAUCGGAAGAAAUCCUAGUUAGUGAGAAGAGAGUGAUAUAUCUGCCCACUGUUUUCAGAACAGAGCCCUGUGGUACAAUAUGGAUUCUGUGUUUUUGUGGAUGCAAGGGUGCCUGCCUGGGUUGGAAGAGGUGGCAGGACUGCACGACAUUGGGUAUCACUGUGCUUCUGCAUCUGCCUCCUGGGCAGUGCAAAGAUGUUUAAAGUGCCCUCCUCUGGUCAUGUGGAGAUACUACUACAAAACAUACUUGGAAUAGGUUUUUCUUGAGAUUUGUAUAGGAAAAAUUAGUCUAAACGAAGUAAUUCUGCUGCAACAGCUUGACUCUAAAGUCCAGAGAGAAUUAUCCUUCAUUACAUAUAUAUGUAUCUCUGCAGAAUCUGUACUGUAACUGACCACUUAAGAGGACAUUCUUUCUUUUCUGAAGUCAGCUACAGAUAUAAGGAGAAACAUAUUUCACUCUGAACAUUAGAGAGUUAGUUGAGAACAGCCAUAUUCUUUCGAAGACAAGUAGGUUGCAUUAUCUGUGAUAUUUCAGUCCUUACAAAGCCAAAUAAAAUGUGUAAAAGUUCCUAGUAUUUCAAAGAUGCAAGUAUGUAAACUUGAUGUUAAAUGUGUUAAUGUAGUAUUCUAAAUUGUAACAGCUAGGUAGUUUAACUAAAAAAUUAGAAGAACUAGAUCAACAAAAUAGGGACUGCUGUUCUGCAUAGGAUAUACACACACCUAUAACUACACCCAUAUACACAUUCUGUGAAUUGUCAACAAGAAAAAGCAACCCAGUGGCAGAGAAUCACGUUUCCUGGCUAAUGCAUAAGAUUGUCAUUAUCUUUCUUGCUUUAAUUUGAGAUUGUACAGUACAAAAGGGUUUUCUUAAUUAUGAUUUUUAGCUUUAAUUGUGCUGUCAUUCAUGAAACAGAGCUGCUUUAGUAUCCUGUUAAGAGAUGACAAGGGCUUUUGGUGUCUCAUUAUAUACAAAAGAAAAACAAAUAAAGUUACAUUCCAUAUUAUGUGAAUGGUCUUACAAAUCAAAAGCCUAUUCAGGCUAAAAUCAUAAUUAUAACAAGCAGAAAAUGAGUUUACAUUUGUGUUAUUUAAGUUAUUGAUGUGCUGACGUUAUUUUAUCGUACAAAACAUAGCAAAAUGUGAUAUGCAGUAAUGAAGCUAUGAUAUUCAUUAAUAGGACUACUGUAUACGUGGAAAUAUUAGACAAAACCAAUUAAAUGUGUAAACCAUUUUGUUAUACAGCUUGGGAGUAGAUAAUUAUAAUGCUAAAUAAGCCUUUUUCCUCAUGUUUAAUUUUGCCCUGGCUAAAAAGCAGGUUAAAAAGACCGGUUAAGAGUGGAAAAGGCAAAAUUAAAGUCAAGCUGCAAUUAGCUGAUAAGCAUUGGUAGAAGUCCACCAUGGUGCCAUUUAGACCCUCAGUCCUGUGUGUCUUGAGUUCUUCAAAUAGAGCAAGAGGGGGUGGAAGUGGUCCAAUGUCUGGAGCUGAAGGUGGAGCAGAAGUCUUGGACUCUGUGAAGUCAGUGGAGGCUUUGCUUUGCUUUGAACAGAGCUGGCGUGCCUGACUGCCUUUUGUCUGAGCAGAGGGGAAGGAACUGUGCACAUCUCCUGCUACUUUGAGGCUUAUGACUCAUGACUUAAAAACUCCAUAAACUUUAUCUAUGAGAAGUGAUAUCGCAGCAUGGCAGGGACUUGUGACCUCAGUGUAACACAGGCAGAAAACAGGAUGGGUUGCAAACAACAACCUACCAUGUUUCAUACUCCGUUUUCCUUAAUGGCAUAAAAAAACCCCACACCUCUCUGUGCUGGAUGGCAAUGCUGGCAAUGCUGACACUGACUUCAGUGGAGCAAGAAUUUCACCUGCUCCUUCCCCAUCCUCCCAAAGCCCUUGUGGGUACCUCUGCACCGUUCCCAGCACCCGCUCCUCGAUGUGCCCACUACCCUACCAGCCGAGGCUGGGUGGGCGAGGGCCAGCUUCCUUGCUGCCUGGGAAGCGGCUCCAGCGCAGACACCACCCCAAGUGACCUCCUCAACAGGCAGUGCAGAUGUACCCCUGGUGUGCAGGGGUUACUCAGCACCAAAUUCAGUGGGCAUCCUGGCGGGGGACUAGGCUGCAGACAAGCGUACAUGUAGGGAAGGGGCAGCAAGAUCAGACACGUAAGGUACAGUCGUAAAUUAGGGUACAUUUAUUGUCACUCUGGGAAUUGGCUGUCACAAUGCCAUUUGCUUCAGGAGAUGACAUCACACAUGCAUUUACACAGGUCCUAUGGCCUUACUAUUCUGUUAGGCUUUUCCUCUGAGGUUUUCCACUGAAGUCAAAGGUGUAACUGGCAUUAAAGAAUUUGAGGAUAAGACAAAAGCAAGUUACAUUGUUUUUCUUACUUUCCCC
Neopelma chrysocephalum (saffron-crested tyrant-manakin) is the source of this 4355-nucleotide messenger RNA. It is a transcript of the gene ELOVL6, whose product is annotated as ELOVL fatty acid elongase 6. Bases 189 to 986 code for a protein of 265 amino acids. Lineage: Eukaryota; Metazoa; Chordata; Aves; Passeriformes; Pipridae. Gene Ontology annotation, molecular function: fatty acid elongase activity. The transcript has 4 exons. Gene Ontology annotation, biological process: very long-chain fatty acid biosynthetic process; fatty acid elongation, saturated fatty acid; sphingolipid biosynthetic process. The record is from RefSeq and is a predicted model, not a curated record. Gene Ontology annotation, cellular component: endoplasmic reticulum membrane; endoplasmic reticulum.